GUUCAACGAAGAAGGCCAACAUGGCGUCCGUGAGAAGUGAUGAGUGGAGGGCUGUGUGCGACAAAUUCACCAACGCCCAAAACCUCACUCUUAUCGAAUCAAGAAAUGACCCCGAAAACGACCCGUUUCGCUCCAAAUACAAGGCCAGGGAGCUGCUCAGAGAAAUAUACUGCUCGCUUAAGAGUUUCGAAGCGGGCGAAGGUGAAGAGGAAGCCGGCGGAGAGAGCAGCGACCAACGGCCGACGGAGCCGCCGGGGGACGAGCAGAGGGAGGACGGGUUCGGUCAGGGCUUCAGCGGCGACUCGCCAGCCGGGCUGCGGGCCGCUAAACUCGCGGCUGUGGACUACUAUCUGGGCGUCAACCAUGUUGACACAGAGGAGCUGUCAGCCGGUCAGGAGCAUCUGACAAACUGCCUGAAACUGCUGGACAGAUGCAGAGUGUCGUCGGAGAAUGUGUCGCUGUUUAUCCAUGUCAGGAACCAGUUGGGUAUCCUGUGGGCAGGCCGGGAUGAGACGGAGGAGGCCCAGGGUUACCUUGAAACAGCAGAAUCCAUCUACCAACGUUACAUGAAGGAGGAUGGCAGUCCACCCACUGAUAUGACAGAGUACUUCACUACUGAGGAAAACUUGCUGACACAUCAGGAAAGGACCAAGAGGUUUGAGUUGGCCUACACCCAUACCAUGUACUACCUUGCUCAAGUUUAUAAAAACCUUGGUGAAAAUGAGCGUGCUGCCACCUAUUGCCACGGCACCCUGCAGAGACAGUUACAGUUAAAUCAGUUCAGUCCAAUGGAGUGGGCUCUGAACGCUGCGACAUUAUCACAGUAUUAUAUUACUAAGGGUCGUUACAUGGAAGGCAGACACUGUCUCGCAGCAGCUACUGUCAUAUCAGGUUUGGCAGGAGAGGUUCCUUCUGAGGCCGCAGCACAGGAGAGUGAGACAGAGAGUGAGCGCAGGGAGCAGCUGAGGCAGAAGAGAGCAGACAUUGCAAGAUGUUGGAUAAAAUACUGUCUCAACCUCCUGCAGGACGCUAAGAAGCUGCUAGAGGACAACAUCGGAGAGUUGGAUACUGAUCGUCAAGAAGAGUUGAUGAGAGCGAGGAGACGUGAGGAGGAGGAGGAAGAGAAGGGCAGGAAGAGUGCUCUGCUGUUUGGCUCUGAAGACACCUUCGACUCCAUUGCUAGCCUGGAAGAGAAGGUACGCUGUUUGUUCCCUCUGGACUUCACUGAAGCCAGAGCUGUAUUUCUGGUGGGACAGAAUUAUGUCACACAGGCUAAGGAGUACUUUCAGAUGGAUGGCUAUGUCACAGACCACAUAGAGAUCUUGCAGGAUCACAGUUCUUUGUUCCGGGCCCUGGCGUUCUUUGAAGGGGAUCUGGAGCGGCGCUGCAAAAUGCACAAACGCAGAGUUGACAUGUUGGAGCCAAUCUGCAAUGACUUGAACGCCCAGUACUACCUAAUGAUCCGUAGACAGAUGAUGUUUGAGCUGGCUGAGACCUACAAUGAAAUGAUGGACCUGAAACUGGCGCUGGCCAACAGACAAGCUGAUACACAGUCUCUAGAUAACCACACCAUCAAGAAAUUCAACCAUCUCUGCUCUGCCUCUGCCAAAUACUUCCAGAUGUUCCUGGACUCUCUGUGUUCUCCAGAGGGGAAGCAUCCGGAGCACCUGGAGGAGGAGGUGCUCAGACCGGCUCUGGUGGCCCGCUUCAGAGUGGCCCGACUCUACAGCCGGCUGAUCACCUCUUCACCCCCUGCCCAGCUGGACAACCUCAACAAGUCUCUGGAAAACUACAAAUAUGUGGUGCAGUACUGUGAGGCCCACCCUGAGGCAGCAGCCGCUGUGGAGACGGAGCUGGAGCUGAGUACGGAGAUGGUCGGCUUGCUCCCUCUCAAAAUCAACCGCAUCAAAGCAAAGAUGGCUGCAAACAACUGAAAGAUGCCACUGACACUUACUUACUGACUUGUUGACUGAUAGUGCUAGAUCCAUCCAAAUGAGCAGUCAGUCUAAAUUUACCACCUGUAUAGUCAAUGGACACUAACAGCAGUUCGAGAAACUGGAUGACAGAGUGACUGUCUUUCUUGCUUACUUUGAAUGGUUGAUGGCCUCUUCUUUUGUGCUGCUUUCACAAGACCUUUGAACACAUUACCCGCUGUACAUAUGUGCUCGCUGUGAAGUAAAAUACGUGGUCAAUUUACUUUUAAUUCAAAUAGCACAGCAAAUAUACUUUGUUCAAAACUAACGUGAAAGUAUCUUUCUCAUUGUGCUAAGAGGUAAGUGAGAGUGGUUGACAUGUUUUCAGCACGUUGAAUUGAAUGUGAAUUGACCUGUUUGUCACUGUACAUCGAUGCUUUCUUCCCAACCAGACUGGUUUUAAGAAAUCUAUCACUGCAAUGUCAGAUGCUCUUUUUGCAAGAAAAAAUUUAAAAAAAAAAAAAAAAAAAAAUAGCUGCUUGGAUUCAGACAGUCCCCUUAACACCCUAAUGGCGGAUAUGUACAUAACAUACCGGUGUUUUUAUUUUAUUUUGCUUUGCUCUGUGACCCUUGUCUGACUCAUACUUGUUUUCUGUUGUUAAUCAUAUUGGUUUUUUAUUUAAUGUGGCUUUAUUUUGUGUAAAGC
Molecule: messenger RNA, 2619 nt
Organism: Epinephelus fuscoguttatus (brown-marbled grouper)
Lineage: Eukaryota; Metazoa; Chordata; Actinopteri; Perciformes; Serranidae
Product: kinesin family binding protein
Exons: 13
Coding region: 21-1934 (637 amino acids)
Molecular function (GO): protein binding
Source: RefSeq, a predicted model, not a curated record